AAUUUCAUCCGCGCGCUAUUGGCUCCCCAACCUCAUCUGUCAAUCUGCGGAGGCGGGACUCUGCCUGCUCGUGCUCCCAGGAGGCGAUAGAUGCGCGAGCUGUACUUUUCUACUGUGUCGGAGCGCUUCGCAGUCCUCGAGCUCAGUCCGAGCGUCAAGCGAACGGCGUGCGGAAAGCGCAGUGGGACUUCAGCCGAGGAGAAGUUGUCGAAGGAGCCUGUAGUAUUGAUUGCAGCAGCCUGCACCUGGAUAAGCCCCAUCAGCAGCGCGCGGAGAAGCGAAGGAGCGAAGAAAGUGUGUUGACUGCCAGCGGACAGCUGUUAUAGAAGGAAGGCAAUAUGAUGAUGAAGCAGCACAUGUUGUUCACCCUGUACAGCAUCUGCGGGAUCGUCCUUAAAGAUAUUCUCGCCAUUUCAGUGGCGGCAACGAAAAACAAAGUGAGAGGAGCCCAAGGCCAGGUCCCUAUCGUCCAGAACAUGACUGUGACAGAAGGAGGAAUAGCCAACUUGACCUGCCGUGUGGAACACAAUGACAACACCUCCCUCCAGUGGUCAAACCCUGCACAACAGACGCUCUUCUUUGGGGAUAAGAAAGCGCUGAGAGAUAACCGGAUUGAGCUGGUCCGAGCCACGUCGCAGGAGUUGACCAUCAGCAUCAGUGAGGUCACGCUGGCAGACGAGGGGAUGUACACCUGCUCCCUGUUCACCAUGCCUGUCAAAACAGCCAAGGCUUUCCUCACCGUCCUGGGUGUGCCUAAGAAACCAGAGAUCAAUGGACUCACCAAGCCUGUGUUGGAGGGAGAUCAAAUCACACUGACCUGUGUGACCUCUGGUAGCAAACCUGCGGCUGAUGUCCGAUGGUUCAAGAAUGAGAAGGAGAUCAAAGGUGCCAAAGAGGUGAAUGCCAGUGGCAAGACUUUCACAGUGAAGAGCUCCCUUCAGCUCCUGGUGAACCGGCAUGAUGACGGUGUGGCCUACACUUGUAGAGUGGACCAUGUGUCCCUAACUGCCACCCACGAAGAGACCACACAGGUCUUGGAGGUCCACUAUGCUCCCUAUGUAGAGAUCAAACACUCCAUACCAGCCACACUGGAGGGGCAGUACCUCAAACUGGAAUGUGUACCUCAUGGAAACCCCUCGCCAGACCCAGUACUCUGGACUAAAGAUGGAGGAGAGCUGCCAGACCUGGACCGGGUGAUUGUCGAAGGAAGAGAGCUCACCUUUAUGUCACUGAACAAAACAGAUAACGGCACCUACCGCUGUGAAGCUACCAAUCACCUCGGCACCAGCCACGCUGAAUAUAAGCUGGUUGUUAAAGAUGCCCCCACCACAUCGUCACCAUCCACAACUUCCCCUUCACCCACCCUCCAAGACAAUACAGGUCCCUUAGACUCCAAGGAUCUCAAUUCUGCUGUCACCGGUAACAGAGAUCCUAAUGCCCUGCCAGGCCCGCCAGACCACGCUCUGAUCGGUGGAAUUGUUGCCGUCGUCGUUUUCGCCACUUUGUGCUUAAUUAUUGUAUUAGGACGCUACCUGGCACGGCAUAAAGGCACGUAUUUGACAAACGAGGCAAAAGGAGCAGAUGACGCCCCGGAUGCAGACACAGCCAUCAUCAAUGCUGACGGCAACCACGCACAUGCAGAAGAAAAGAAAGAGUAUUUCAUUUAGACUGCAAUGGCACUGCGCUCCUCUAUCUCUCUCCUCUCGUUCCUUCCCUCCUUCCCUGUACCGUGUAGGAACUUCUUCAGACAGCGGCGGAAGCUUCUUCUCACUCUUUCUGUUCAGUUUGUUGUUUUUCAUUUCAGUUUGGAUUUCUUUUGCCUUUUUCGAUAACAGCUCACCUGCUACUUUAUAGGAGCAACUUUUUUGCUGAAGAUGUCACAUUUUGUAAUCAUUAAAUAGCUGUAAAACACCCCAAAGUAGUGCAAAAAGUCAAAAUCUCCAAAUACAAAAAAAAUAUAUAGUCUGCAGCCAUCCUCCAAUAAGGACUCGCCCUUCAUCCUCUCACAGUGCCUAAAUAUACAGAUGUCCGCUGAGUUUCAGUCAACGCCGUCAUGUUUGUCAGGCCUCUGGUUGCUUGCUUUUUUUAUCUUCAGCGUUAUGAUUUUUUGAAAAUGCUUUGUGCUCUGUUAUGUUAUUAUAAAAAAAUUAUACUUUACUUUUGUUUGUGAUUCAUGCUGAAUCCAUUUAUUGUGAUAUUUCUCCCCCCCAAAAAAAAACCUAAACAAAAAAACAUGUACAGUAGUAAAAAUAUACUCAGACUUGAAGUGAGGGAAGUUCCCUUUUUAUUCUACAGAUUUUUAGGUGUUAAUAAUGUUAUCAGUAUGUAGAAAUGCUCCAUUUUCCAAAUUACCAUUAUAUGAUGUGAAACCGACAUCUCACACUAUGGCAAAAAUCAGUAUUUUGUACUUGAACUGUAGAUAUUGGUACGUAAAUGAAUAGCUCCACAGAAGGUCUCAGUGUGUUCCACUGAAAAAUCACCUUGUAUUUAAAUAAGUUUUAACAGUUAGGUUUACCCACCAAAUAAACCAUAGUGGGCUAGUGAAUCAGCAAUCAGGCAAAGAAAGACAGAAAGAAAGAAAAAGCCCAGUUGUGUGUGUGUGUGUGUGUGUGUGUGUGUGUGUGUGUGUGUUUAGUAUGAUGAUGCAUCUCCACUGCUUGGUUCUGCAGCAGUCUGUGUAUUCCUGCACUGAUGGGACCCCAGUCUGCAAGCAUUGUCAUAUCAACAGAUCCAUGGUCCAAGUGGGUACCAUCUGAUUUAGCAUCCGUUUAGCUGUUUACACAACAUUUGUGCCAAACACAGAAAAUCUCAAAACACAGAGUAAUAUUUAACAAAAAGUAGCGUGCAACUAUUUGAGUGCUCUUAACCCUUCAAAUCACUGGUCAGAUCUAUAUACAGUCCAAGAAAGGUCCCAAAAAACUUUGUAUGCUAACCUGAAAAUUCCACAUACAUUAUGAUAACGUUGAGAGAACAUUGCCAUGUGCCGCAUACAUGAAGUCUCACUCAUUUUACAGCAUUAGCUUUAGGCCAAUCAAAUAAAUAAGCACAAAUGACUCACAUCAAUUCAUCAAUUGGUCUAAUACAACAAUCAUAACAUAAAAAUAACUAACUUUGAGUAUUUUAACCCAAAUUGGACAUCAGUAUGCUUUAUGGUCACUGAAGUCACAGGUUAUGUUAAUGUUUGGAAGUGUUUUGGAAAUUCUGUUUAUUUGUUGAUUUCUAUGAUGAAUUGACAACCUUGCUAAGGCUGUGUAAUAUAUCUGCUAAAUGUGGUAACUAGUGAAAAUCGUUGUUAGACUUUGGAAUCCCUAAUUCCAUCAAGUUUGUAUAUUAGCUGAUCUAAAUAUUGGUGGGGAAAAUUGUUAAUUUCUUUUUAUUUUAUUUGUCCUCAAAAAGAUUCUCGACAACUUCAUAACCUUUGCUUUAGCUCAAGGCGUGUAUAUACUGUACAAGAAUCACAUUUUGGUAAAACAUUUUUUGAAAGAUUGUUGUUGUUUGACUCUCAAUGUAAAUUAUUUAAUUUUGCUUCAUUGAAAACCACUGAAUGAGUUUGACGGCAUUUGUGACAGCAAUGGAAACCUUAAUGAAAUGGCAAUUCUAUGUAUUUGUUGAAUGGGAGACUUCUAGCAUUUAAAACACUUUUACCUAAUGUUCGGUUCCUGUAAACGAUUAGUGUUCAUACUUUCUUUCGCUGUCUGUCUCCAUUCUCACAGAAGGUGUCACUGAAGCUUUUGAAACCAAUAGAUGGUCAAGCUUGAAAUUUGCAUAGUAAAUCUCAAAAAUAUCUUUUCAUUUAAGUCAUAAUGCACCACAAUAACACAUAUCACUUCCAUAUACAAGUAUGUUACUUAAAUGUAAUUGUCUCGUCACAUGUAUCCCUAAUAUGUGUGAAUAUAUUAAUGGCUAGGAAUAUGGUAUCCUUUGACAGAGUGUUAUCAGUCAGAUACAUACUUUUUAAGACAAACUACCGUGCACAAAAAAGAUCAAUGUAAGCCUUAACAUAUCCACUGACAUGCUACUCAAGCCACAAUUACCUUCUUUUUUUUUUUUUACUACAUUAUCUUUUUAUGUGGAUUUGCUCAAAGCCGUCUGUCUGGCAUAAUAACUGCUAACUAUGUUUGGUACUUCUCUGAUUGUGACACUGACCUAAUGCUGCCUUUUGUGGUCAGUAAAAUCACAUGCUAUUAUCAAGAAAAUAUACCCACUUGCUCAGAUUUUGACCCGUUACAGGACACACUCAACAUUUCCAAGAAAAAUAAAUCAGCUUCUUUUAUCACCA
Molecule: messenger RNA, 4279 nt
Organism: Carassius gibelio (silver crucian carp)
Lineage: Eukaryota; Metazoa; Chordata; Actinopteri; Cypriniformes; Cyprinidae
Product: cell adhesion molecule 2-like
Exons: 12
Coding region: 339-1667 (442 amino acids)
Source: RefSeq, a predicted model, not a curated record